Phragmites australis (common reed) is the source of this 1429-nucleotide messenger RNA. RefSeq names its product peroxidase N-like. Gene Ontology annotation, molecular function: heme binding; peroxidase activity. Lineage: Eukaryota; Viridiplantae; Streptophyta; Magnoliopsida; Poales; Poaceae. Gene Ontology annotation, biological process: response to oxidative stress; hydrogen peroxide catabolic process. Bases 1 to 1101 code for a protein of 366 amino acids. The record is from RefSeq and is a predicted model, not a curated record. The transcript has 4 exons.
AUGACAUUGACAGCGGUUUUAAACCGGUUAUAUAAGCCUUGCAGCAAGAAGCAAAGAGAGGAUCGAGCCAACAAAUUAAGCACUGAUCUGACAGUGCAGAGACAUGCAGCACAAAUAGAGUACUACUGCAGAGACAUGAACUGCCUUGCCCUGCUUGUCAUGCUGUGCCUCGGCGCCGCCGUACCGGCGAGGGGCCAGCUGACAGACGACUUCUACGACGACUGCUGCCCUCAGGCGGACGGCAUCGUCCGGGCGCGCGUGUCCGCCGCGAUGAAGGCCGAGGCGAGGAUGGGCGCCUCCCUGCUCAGGCUCCACUUCCACGACUGCUUCGUCAACGGUUGCGACGGGUCGAUCCUGCUGGACGGGAGCAACAGCGAGAAGCUGGCGGCCCCGAACCUGAACUCAGCGAGGGGGUUCGAGGUCGUCGACGCGAUCAAGGCCGAUCUCGAGAAUGCGUGCCCCGGGGUCGUGUCCUGCGCCGACAUCCUUGCCCUCGCAGCUAAAUACGGAGUGCAGCUGAGUGGAGGGCCAGACUACGAUGUUCUUCUGGGAAGGAGGGACGGUCUGGUGGCGAAUCAGUCCGGAGCUGACAGUAACUUGCCUCAGCCAAUCGAUCGGAUCAACGAAAUCAUAAAGAAGUUCAAGGAUGUGGGUCUGAAUACAACCGACGUGGUCGUUUUAUCAGGAGGCCACACUAUCGGACGAGCGCGGUGCGUGCUGUUCAGGAGCCGUCUGUCCAACUUCUCGGCGACGAGCUCGGUCGACCCGACGCUGGACCCGUCCCUGGCGUCCAGUCUGCAGACCCUUUGCCGCGGCGGGGACGGCAACCAGACGGCGGCGCUGGACAACGGCUCCGCCGACGCGUUCGACAACCACUACUUCCAGAACCUGCUCAGCCAGAGGGGCCUCCUCUCUUCCGACCAGGGCCUCUUCUCCAGCCCCGACGGCGUCGCCGCCACCAAGGCGCUCGUGCAGGCCUACAGUGCCAACAGCGAGCGCUUCUUCUGCGACUUCGGCAGGUCCAUGGUCAAGAUGGGCAACAUCAGCCCGGUCACCGGCUCCGCCGGCCAGAUCCGCAAGAACUGCAGGGCCGUCAACUGAGCAACCUGCUUGCGUAUCACUACGCAUUUGGCAUGGCCUCGAAAGUUGAAUCGUGCGCUGGGUUGAAUUAUGUACGUACCAUGUAUGAGCUUGCUUCGUUUGGCUUAAGCUAGGGUCCAUCACCAAUAAUAGUACAGGAGAACAAUGUACUGAAUCGGACGGAUGAGUGGUAGUAGCAAUCAGCCUCUCUGCCACAAACCAUGCAAAAGAAUGGAGGAAUCUGUAACUGCCGCUGCAAUUUGAUCAAUGAUUAGUAGGUGCGUGCAGUCGCCAAUGUUCCCUUGAACAAGCAAGAAAAAAAAAAUGUUAACGAGUCCUUUGUGAGAAA